Molecule: messenger RNA, 924 nt
Organism: Scutellospora calospora
Lineage: Eukaryota; Fungi; Glomeromycota; Glomeromycetes; Diversisporales; Gigasporaceae
Source: the annotation of a GenBank genome assembly
AUGAAGCUAGUUAAGAAACGAAUUGAAAAAGAUCGCUCGGGAUUUGUUGAGCUUUAUCCCGAAGAACUUGAGGACAUGUGGCACGUUUAUAAUCUAAUUUCAUUAGGCGAUAAUUUGAAAGCCACGACCAUACGGCGUGUUCAAAAUGAAAGUAAUACUGGUUCAGUAGAGUCACAGCGAGUUAGACUUACUUUAACCAUAACAGUGGAGGAUGUGGAUUUUGAUCCACAAGGUGGUCUAUUGAGAAUUAGGGGACGUAAUAUAGUCGAAAAUAAAUAUGUCAAAAUGGGCAUGUAUCAUACGAUUGAUCUUGAAUUAAAUCGAAAUUUUACACUGUUUAAACCAGAAUGGGAUAUUAUUGCACUUGAACGUAUUGAAGAAGCAUGCGAUAUCACUAAGCAGGCUGACGUUGCUGCAGACCAACUUUACGAAUAUAUAUUUACUGAGGCAUUGAGACAAGAUAUUAGAUCGUUAGUGGAAAAUAAAUCCAAGUUUAUCCUUAUUCAUUGCUCAUCGGGUCAUAAACAUUCACUUCAAGAAGUAUUACAAGAUUCAGCUGUGCAAAGUCAACUAACAGACACAAAGUUCGCAAGGGAAAUUGUUGCUCUAGAUAAGUUUUUCAAAAUGCUUAAUGAUGACCCUGACAGAGCCUUCUAUGGGUGGGAUCACGUAAGAAAAGCAGAGGAAAGGGGUGCUAUCGGAACUUUACUUCUUUCUGAUGAAUUAUUUAGGUCUGCAGACAUUCCAACUCGUAAAAAGUACAUUAAUCUUGUGGAAUCAGUUCGUUCAAUUGGUGGCAAAGUGUUAAUAUUUUCAAGUUUACAUGUUUCAGGAGAGCAACUUAAUCAACUCACGGGAGUAGCUGCAAUUCUUAACUUUCCAUUACCGGACAUUGAAUUAGAGGAGGAAGAAAAUCAGAGUUGA